Zasmidium cellare ATCC 36951 is the source of this 2277-nucleotide messenger RNA. RefSeq lists its product as uncharacterized. NCBI's taxonomy places the organism in Eukaryota, Fungi, Ascomycota, Dothideomycetes, Mycosphaerellales, Mycosphaerellaceae. The record is from RefSeq and is a predicted model, not a curated record. Bases 1 to 2277 code for a protein of 758 amino acids. Gene Ontology annotation, molecular function: potassium ion leak channel activity. The transcript has 2 exons. Gene Ontology annotation, cellular component: membrane. Gene Ontology annotation, biological process: potassium ion transmembrane transport; stabilization of membrane potential.
AUGGACACUGGCAUCGCCACAGCGGGCCUCUGGGAAUCCAUAUCCAUCAUCCGCACGCCUUCUUUGAACGACGCCGGUCAUCUAGACGUCAGUCUUCAGAGAGGAGGAAAUCUUCCCUGGCUAUUCAACGCGGACUGGAAUGAUGAGGACGAGCAGGAUUGGUGGUUUGCUAGUACAGCCAUCCCUCUCUUGGCGGCUACGAUCGGGCCUUUAGCGAAUGUCCUUUCGAUUGCGGCUCUGGUGACUUCGUGGCGCAUGUGUCUGGUUACAGACAUUCCUCAUCAAGACGCAAGACAAUGUCUCUGGAACGGCGAUAAGAACUCUCUGGGACAGCAGCUUGACGGACAGGACUUUGCAGACCCAAGGUGGUGCUAUUGGAUGAACGUUGCCAGCCUUGUCGUUGGCUUCGUUGGGAACUUCUUCCUGCUUUGUAACUUCACUAACAGAAUUCGCUACAUUAUCGCCCUGCCGGUCACGAUAUUCUGCUGGUAUGUUGCUACUGGAAUCUUGAUAGGGAUCACGGUAGCCAUGCAGAUGUGGGAAGCACCUAUCCGGCCUCAGCAGACUUACACUCAAGGAUACUGGUACGCUGUCAUUGCGGCUUGCAUGUAUAUGAUAUGUGCGAUGUUGCUGAUGGUCAACAUGCUGGGCUAUUUUCUUGGCCACUACCCUCAACACUUCACGCUCACGGAGUCUCAGAGGACUUUGAUAUUGCAGACGAUGUUGUUCUUCGUCUGGCUCGCUGGAGGAGCGGGAGUUUUCUCCACGGUCGAAAUGAAAUUCGGUAAUGGGGAUUUCAAAUGGAGCUACGCUAACGCCCUAUACUUCUGCGACGUGACUAUCCUGACCGUCGGAUUUGGAGAUUUGUAUCCAACGAGCAACACCGGCAGGGGACUGGUAAUGCCGUAUUCUGUUGGAGGAAUCAUCAUGCUCGGUCUGGUUGUUGCUAGCAUCAGCAAGUUUGCAGCAGAGCUUGGAGCGGAAAAGGUCAUCAAGCGUCACGUCGAGAAGGCCAGAGUCAGGACUACAGAACGAACGAUCACCACUUCUGGCGAGUUUGAUCGUCGAGAGGAAUUCCUCAACGGACAGAGGCCUACCAUAUCUGCACCAUUCGAUCCGAGGGAUGAGUCCAAACCCAAGACCAUCGGAUUCAGCGGUGACACAGACCCGAAGCAUACCACUGUCAAACGCAAUGUCACGUUUGGACAGCUGUCGAGAGUUGGGAGCAUGAUAAUUCACCCGCAACGACGGGCAAGCCGCAAGCCGAAGUUAUUGUUACUGCGAGAGGAGAAGGAUCGCUUUGAUGCUAUGAGGCGAAUCCAACGUAACACAAGUCGGUUCAAAAACUGGUCUUCCUUGUUCUUGUCAGUCUCAGCUUUCGGACUUCUGUGGUGCAUCGGAGCGGUCGUCUUCUGGCAAUGUGAGAAGAACACCCAGGAUAUGACCUACUUCGAAGCGUUGUACUUCUGCUACGUCUCACUGCUGACCAUAGGCUAUGGAGACCUGUCGCCUAAAAGUAAUGCUGGGCGGCCGUUCUUCUUGGCAUGGAGUUUGAUCGCGGUACCUACCAUUACCAUCUUGAUCAGCAGCAUGGGAGACACGAUCAUCAAUCGAUUCAAGAACUGGACUUCUGGUGUUGCUGACUUCACAGUCCUUCCCCAGAAAGGCAUCUGGCGUACUUUCUUGAAUAGACAUCCUUUGUUAUUGCGGUGGCUUACAGAGCGCAAACAACGUCGUGACGAGCGCAAACGUUUGGAAGAAGGAUUCCAAACUGGACCUGCUCCUGAAGAGGAUGAGCCGCCAACUAUCGACGACUUAGCCAAGGAAGAGCCGACAGAUCGAGAGCUCGCGAGGAAGCUAGCGAAGAUGAUCCGAAAAACAGCAAAUGAUGUCAAGGAGGGUACGAAGCAUCGCUACUCUUAUGAAGAAUGGGUGGAGAUCACGCAGCUCAUUCGCUUCACGGCAAAGAAGGAGGGAGAGACUCUCGAUGAAGAUGAAGAGGCAGAGGGUAUGGUUGAAUGGGAUUGGAUCGGUGAAGAUAGUCCGAUGAUGGCUGAUAAGAGCGAGGCUGCCUUCGUUCUCGACAGACUUUGUGAGAGCCUAUCGCGGUAUGUAAGAAGGAUGUCUAAUCUGGUGCCUGAUACGGAAGUCGAAGAGCAUGCCUCGGCGGAUGCGAGUGUUGAUGAUGUCGGGCCGAAAGAUGAGAAGGGGGCGGCGGAUGAAUCGCUUGCUGUCUCUGGCGGUAUUCAGGCAGUUGUGGACAAGAACGAGGGCUGA